Molecule: messenger RNA, 3871 nt
Organism: Striga asiatica
Lineage: Eukaryota; Viridiplantae; Streptophyta; Magnoliopsida; Lamiales; Orobanchaceae
Source: the annotation of a GenBank genome assembly
UCUGUCCCUUGUUUCUGUACCGCCAGCAACACUGACCUCCCAAGUUUUCUUACACCCAAACCUCUGUCUCUCGUCACUCUUUCACCAAAUUUACCUUCGAAAGGUUUGUUCUCCACAGCCAUGGAAAAGAUAUAGUUUCGUCCAAUGUACUCGAAAAGAUCCGCAGAAGGGGAUGGGCCCGACUCAAGGCCAAUACGUACAAGCGAUAGGAUCAAGAGCCGGCCGAAGUUUUAUAAUCGCUCAUACUUGCAUUAUACCCCCACAAUCAUACGGUCUAAGAGAAAGAAGACCAAAACAAGGGCUGCUGCUGCUGCUCAAAUAGCUAGGAUGUUGCGUCAAAAGAGAUCAUCCAAAGCAAAUUCUGUGGCCACCAACCUCAGGCGCUCCACUAGGAAGAGGAGGGUUCCCAUCAAUCUUGAAGAAUACACAGACAGCUCUGGAACAGAGGACAAUGACUUAAUGAAUCCUCGGUAUAGAAGGCCUAGGAACAGAAUAAGAAACAACAGUGGAAGCCAAGACGAGCUCGCUCCCCGUCGUGAAGGUCUCAGGCCGCGUCGCGAAGGGCUCCGUUCUCGACGCCUGAGGGCGGGUCCCAGGAGAGGUCUAAGCAUGGAAACAGACGACGAGGAACAAAGCACGUCCGACGAGAAAGAGGCAAACGCCGAGCCGGAAAACGCGAAAGACGACUUGGAGGAUGAUGAUAAUGAUGAUGCGGACGAUGGGGAGGGUGAAGAAGACGAGGGCCCCGCCGGCGAGGACGGUGAGGAAGAAGACGGUGAUGGUGAGGACGGUGAGGAAGAAGAUGGUGAUGGUGAUGGAGAGGACGGUGAGGAGGAAGAUGGUGAUGACGAGGAGCAAGAAGAAGGCAGGCGCAGGUAUGACCUUCGUAACCGCGCGGAGGUACGCCGGCUCUCUAUCGAGCAGAACAAACAGAUGACUCGGUCUCCGCGUAGGGUUCUCCACCAGGGGAUGGGAACUCGAGUGGGCCGGGAGGGGAGGAGGGGCGGGUCCCGCGUCCACAAACGUCAUCGAAUUGCACGGGCCGAUGACUCGGACGACUCUCUCCUGGUGGAUGAGCUCGACCAGGGCCCGCCUAUACCAUGGGGGAGGGGUGGUAGCAGGUCCGGCCCAGCCCCCUGGCUGCUCGGUGGUCUCGACAUGCAGGGAACGACUGCAUGGGGCCUGAACCUUGCCGCCUCCGGCUGGGGCCAUCCGAACGAGACGCUCUCCGGCCUGACCUCAAGCGCCCAGACAGCUGGCCCGAGCUCGAAGGGGGGAGCCGACAUUCAGCCUGUCCAGAUCGACGAGACCGUGAGCUUCGACGACAUAGGCGGCCUGUCGGAGUAUAUAGAUGCCCUCAAGGAGAUGGUGUUCUUCCCGCUGUUGUACCCGGACUUCUUCGCGAGCUACAACAUUACCCCUCCCAGGGGGGUCCUCUUGUGUGGCCCCCCUGGGACGGGGAAGACACUGAUAGCGAGGGCUUUGGCGUGCGCCGCCUCGAAGGCCGGGCAGAAAGUUAGCUUCUACAUGCGGAAGGGGGCUGAUGUGCUGAGCAAGUGGGUCGGUGAGGCAGAGCGGCAGCUGAAGUUGCUGUUUGAAGAGGCCCAGAAGAAUCAGCCGUCGAUAAUCUUCUUUGACGAGAUAGACGGACUUGCCCCAGUCAGGUCCAGCAAGCAGGAGCAGAUCCACAACUCUAUCGUAUCCACAUUGCUCGCGUUGAUGGAUGGUCUCGAUUCUCGGGGGCAGGUGGUCUUGAUUGGGGCCACCAACAGGAUCGACGCCAUAGAUGGAGCUUUGAGACGUCCAGGGAGAUUUGACCGCGAGUUCACCUUUCCGUUGCCCGGAUGCGAGGCGCGGGCGGAGAUUUUGGACAUACACACUCGUAAGUGGAAACAGCCGCCUUCCAAGGAGCUUAAACUGGAGCUUGCGGCCAGUUGCGUGGGGUAUUGUGGAGCUGACCUGAAGGCUCUGUGCACCGAGGCUGCCAUACGCGCCUUUCGCGAGAGGUAUCCUCAGGUUUAUACCAGUGAUGAUAAGUUCUUGAUAGAUGUUGAGUCCGUGAGGGUGGAGAAGUAUCACUUUUUGGAGGCUAUGUCCACAAUCACUCCUGCUGCCCACAGGGGCUCCAUAGUGAACUCAAGGCCAUUAUCGCCUGUUGUUGCCCCGUGUCUACAAGGACUUCUUCGCAAGGCAAUGGGUAUUAUUUCUGAUAUAUUCCCUGUUCUGACAGUUUCAUCGGAGGUGACUAAGCUUUCAAUGGUUUCCUAUGGAUCUGCAAUUUCACUUGUUUAUCGGCCUAGGCUUUUGCUGCAUGGCGAUGAUUGUGUUGGACUGGAUCAUAUCGGGCCUGCAGUUUUACACGAACUGGAGAAAUUUCCAGUUCACUCUCUUGCACUACCAUCUUUACUUUCUGAUCCUGGUGCCAAAACACCAGAGGAAGCGUUGGUGCACGUGUUUGGUGAGGCCAGGAGGACUACACCGUCAAUACUGUAUUUACCUCAAUUCCACCUGUGGUGGGAGAGUGCUCACGAUCAACUAAGGGCCGUACUGCGUACACUAUUGGAAGAAUUGCCUUCUGACCUGCCCGUAUUGCUGUUUGGUACUUCCUCGACCCCGCUUGAGGAGAUAUGUGAUAAUCCAACCUCGGUAUUCUCUGAUCGCAAUGUGUUGCAGUUAAGCCCACCAUCAACCGAAGACAGAUCUUUGUUUUUUGACCUCCUGAUUGCAGCAGCGUUGUCAGUUCAAUCUGAUGGUCUAGCAAAGGAAUCGGCUAGAUCCCAGAACCUUCCGGAACUUCCGAAAGCACCAAAAGUGGAUACAGCACCAAAGGCCUCCGAAUUACGGGCCAAAGCUGAAGCUCAAUUGCACGCCCUUCGACGGCUGCGCAUGUGCCUUCGAGACAUUUGUAAUCGGGUUCUGUAUGACAAGCGUUUUAGUGCUUUUCAUUAUCCCGUCAUGGAUGAUGAUGCACCAAACUAUCAUGCGAUUAUCCAAAAUCCUAUGGACGUAGCUACUCUGCUUCAGCAUGUCGAUAGUGGAAAAUACAUCACGUGUAAAUCGUUCUUGGAGGAUUUUGAUCUCAUUUUAACUAAUGCCAAGAAAUACAAUGGGAACGAUUACAAUGGAGCGAGGAUUGUCAGUCGGGCCUAUGAACUUCGAGAUUCUGUGCACGGGAUGCUAUCCCAGAUGGACCUAUCCUUGGUUACAUUUUGUGACAAGAUUGCGGAUGAAGGCGGGCCAGUGUCCUUACCUGAUGAUAUUGGUGGUGGUGGGAUACCACAAACUCCCAUUAUCCAGAUGAUGUCUGUGACUAGAGCUAGUGCACGUCUUCGUAAUGUGCAGCCUGAAGUUAAUUUGGAUCAAAGCUAUGAAGCUUUCAAGAAGCAAAAGAAAAAUCAUGAUGCCUCUCAAACGGAGGCAGCGCAGCCCAAUUCAGAUCUGCAAAAGCCAUCCGAAGAUACUGAAACAAAUGGGGCUGAUGAGCACAGAGCGGAAACUUCAGUGGCUAAUGGUGUAAAUUCUGAUCCCAACCCUGGAAACACUUCACAGGACGUGACUAUGUUGGAUGCCGAGAGUUCCGAUCAAGUCGAGUCCAUAAAGCAGCUGUUUAUGGGCCGGACCAAAAAUUAUGGCAUCCCACAGUUGGAGAGAUUGUACGCGCACGUGAUGAAGGGUGUUUUCGAAACGAAAAGCAAGGCAACUGUAGAUGAUAUUAAAGGUUCAAUUUUGCGGUUUUUGUAUGAGUUUGCAGAGGAUGAAUCCAGGUUCUGAUGGACUUUGGGCACUACUAAUUUUUAUGAAACAAUUUUUCCAAACUUCUUGGUAUUAAAGCUAACCUCAUACAUUGAGUCUCUCUCUCUCUCUCUCUCUC